AUGAUUAUGAUCUCUUCAUCGGAUUCUGAAGAUGACUGUUAUAGUAACGUAGCACAAAAACUGGAAAAAUUAAAAGGCAAAUACCAAGAUGACAAAAUUGAAAGCACUAAUCUUCUUGACGAUUCAACUGAUACAAAAGACAGAAAAAACAGUUUAGAGAGAAAAUCAGAAGAUAGUGUUGAUAGUAUUUAUGAUGUCUUAAAAGAAGAUGGUGUACCUGAUAUUGAAUUAGAAAAACUUUUACGGGCACACUCAAAACGUGUGACUCGUUCGUCAAAGAGAAAAUCAAUGUCAAGUUCUUUUAAUCUUGAUGAAUUGUCUGUUUCAAGGGAACAAAACGUUACUAUUGACAUUAGUGAUUCAGUACCAGGUAGAGGAAGUAAAAGAAAAACAAACAAAAAUACAACAGCGAGUGUUGUUCAUAGAUCUCCUAGAGGUUCUAGCAGAGGUAGAGGUAGGGGUAGAAGUAGACGAACGACGAAUGGCAGAGGAAGAAUUAGUUCUGCUUAUCCAAUUUACAGUAUUGGAAACACAGAUGAAUAUCCUGAUCAAUCGGAAGAACAGACACUAUUUAGCAACAAUAUAACACACAAUGAUGUUAUACAGUUAGAUAAUAGUGACAUAUUAGAUGAAAAUGAAGAGUUGUCUGUUAAGGUCUACUGGCAGAGCUCAGAAAUAUUCAAAUUCACAUUACGAAAAUUUCAAAAACUAACCACAAUUUUCAGGCAUUUUGCUGAAAAGGAAAAAGUAAACCAAGAUAAAUUGUUAUUUACUUACAACGACCAAAUAUUAAAACCCGAUGAUACUCCUGAUUCAAUUAACUAUAAUAUUGGAAAGUUCAUUGAUGGUGGCAUUAUUAAUCAGGAUGUGACAAAAUUAUUAAAAAAUAAAAACAAAAAGGGAACCAGUGGACUGCAAAUUAAAUUUCAGUGUCAAAACUUAAAGAAACCUUUUGAAUUAACAAUUCAGCCGAAUGAUAAAUUUUCAUUAGCUAUGACAAAAUGUGCAGAGCACCUUGAGAAGCCCUUAAAUAAACUAAAAUUUGAAUUUGAUGGGGAUAGCAUAACAGGCACAAUGACAGCUAGUGAAUUGGAACUUGAAGGCGGAGAGUGCAUAGAUGUCAAAAUAAUUAGCUGA
Parnassius apollo (apollo) is the source of this 1137-nucleotide messenger RNA. The record is from the annotation of a GenBank genome assembly. Lineage: Eukaryota; Metazoa; Arthropoda; Insecta; Lepidoptera; Papilionidae.